AUGACGUGGUGUAAAGGUCACGUCGAGUACGAGUCGCGGAGCGCGUGGACGACGAUCGCACUGAUUGCUGCCCUCAUAGUACCGCUGCUGGUAGGCAUUUGCUGUGUGGUGUCGCGAGUGUACCGGCGCAGCGGCCGGCUGAGCCUGCGGUACCAGACGGCGCGGGCGGCCAAGAGGCGCAACUCGGUGCUGGCCCUGAGCACGGUCGACCUGUCGUCGGCGGGCGCGGCGGCCAAGCAAAACGGGCGCCGCCGCGACGAUGGAGAAAAUGACGACGACAAUGAUGGGUCGUCCACCGACGAGGGCCCGGCCAGUUCGGUGCCCAGUUCCACGAACCCGCGCCGGUCGUACGACGCCGUGUACCGGACGCACGAGCCGCUGCCCGGCAAACCGGAAGUGGACUUCGACCACAACAAGGUCUGGGACCUGGACGCCGAGUACGAGGGACAGCUGGACAAGGUGGACAAGAGGACGGCCAUUUACGUACCUGGAUCGCCGACGUUCUCGGAGCCACCGCCACCGCCGUCGCUGCCGCCGCUUCAGCCGAUGAUCCCCGGGGCGGCCACGGGAUGGCGGUCGCCCGCCGGACCGUCGGUGGCGGUCCAAAAACAGAUUUUGCCGUCUAGAUUCAAAGAUUCGUUUUGA
This is a messenger RNA of Macrosiphum euphorbiae (potato aphid), 645 nucleotides long. Lineage: Eukaryota; Metazoa; Arthropoda; Insecta; Hemiptera; Aphididae. The record is from the annotation of a GenBank genome assembly.